AUGCCGCCCCGCAACAGGACGCUCGACCUUCCCGUCGCCGUCAACGAGUCCAUCUCGCUUGACUUGGACCCGCUUCCUCCCGCCGAAGAUAUCCAGGUCUUCUUGGAAGCGCUCGUUUACGAACGCCCUCCUUCCAAGUACUGGUCUCGACUCGCCUCUCAGCUCUACUUUGAGAACCGUAUCCCCGAAGCCAUCCAGGUCUGUGCCAAAGGUGUUCAGGUGCUAGCUUCCCACAAGCCGACCGAAACAAUUCCUCUCCGCGCCCUCCUCGCUGCCUUUGCCCUCAACAACGCCAGAACCGCUCCAAAAAUAAUCCUCAACGAUGCUCGCUACCAGCGUCUCCCCCCCAACCAGCAGACCAAGGACGCAUUCUACAAGGAGUCCGCCGCCAACCAAUCACAGGCUCACAUCCUCGAUCCAAAGCACCACAUCAACCAGCUCUCCAAGGCCAUCUCUCUCACCAACGCCGGGCAAAAUGAUGGCGCCUCCAACAUAUUUGACGCAAUCCUCAACCAACAUCCCAGACAUGCGCUUGCUCUGCUCGGCAAAGCUUGCAUCCUCCUGCGUAAGCGCAACUAUGCGCCCGCCCUCAAGCUCUAUCAGCAAGCUCUCGAGGUCAGCCUGCUGGUUCAGACCAAAGCUGACAAGGAUGGCGAGAACGCUGCCACUCUCGGCUGGAGGGGCCCCGACCCCCGUGUCGGCAUCGGUCUCUGUCUCUGGGGCUUGGGUCACCACGAUGCUGCCAGAAAGGCUUGGAAGCGCGCUGUGCAGCUCAACGCCAAAAACGCCCCCGCUCAUCUCCUUCUGGGUAUCUCGAGUCUCAACCUGGUUAAGCAGACCGCCCGUCUAGUCCCUGGUACCUUUGGCGCUCACGUAGAGAGGUCGGAGGAGGAAGCACGCGAGCUCGCUUACACCGAGGGCAUGUCCAGCCUUCAGCAGAGUUGGAAGCUCGACAAGAGCAAUGCCACCGCUGCCAUUGUCAUGAGCGAGUACUUUAUCAACAACGCUGCGCAAGCCAAAAACCAGGCCGGACCCGCUCUGCAGGUAGAACAGGCCGCCAUGGCUCACUACGCCACUGCUCUCAAGCUGGCCGAGCACGCCAUCCAGUAUUCCGAGGGGCGCAUCGGUGUCAAUCAUGCUCAGCUCGUCUAUGCUCGAGCAUCCCACCUCGCGUCGCAACUCUCCAUUAAUGCUGCUCAGCCCGAGCUGCGUCUUCAAGCCCAGCGAUACUAUGCACGAGUCGUCGACGACGUGACGCGCAUCCUAUCUAGUGCUACCGCUUCCUAUGCCGCCAAUACCGCACAGCUCCAUCUCUGCCUCUCGCUCGCCACGCUCGGUUUGGCUCAGUGCCAGGUCGCCAACCGUGACCCCCUCGCCGCCAUCAACACCCUUGAUGCGCUUACCUCGAGACCCGCCAACUCGGCCUCGGCGACGCAGACCAUCGAGCUCUCGCUGCUGGCUGCUAGUCUGCGCGCUCAAUCGCACCCGGGCGCCACCGCUUCCGAGCGACAGGCCGAUGCCGAGCGCGCCCGCAUCAUCCUUGACCGCGCUCUUCGUCUCAUCGAAGCUGCUAAACUCGACGCCUACGGUCCGCAGGCUCUGUUUGCUCAACCGGACGAGUUCCCUUCCGCCUCUCCUGCCACUACUUCGAUUGCCCCGGCUGACGCUGCUGCUGAUGUACCCGCCGCUCUUGCCAAAGCUUCGCUGUCCAUCCGCACUGAGGAUCUCUCCAAGACCGCGCUCGAGGCCAUCGCCAGCCUCGGAUCUGAUCCGCUUACCCGCGUCGAGUUUGCCGAGCUGCUCCAGACCGAGGACUUGGCUCGCGCCACCACCGCCUACGCAGAGGGUCUCGAGCUCGCCAAGGCCAAGGCAAUCACGCGCGGACAUAACGUCGAUGCCAUCGACGACGACCAAGCUGCUACCAAUGUUGCCCUGCUCACCAGUCUCGAGACGUGUCUCGGUGCCGUUCUCGCCAUCCGCGCCACCGACAUUCCCUUCAGUGAAACUCAGCGGGAAGAGGAGCGCAAGUGGCUUCUUCAACGAUCUAUCUCGCGCCUCGAAUCCGCUGUUACUGCUGCUGCCAACGCGGUUAACGCCUUUAGCGCUUCCGCUGCUUCAGCGCCUGCCACUACAGCGCGUCUCGAGGCGCAGCGCACCGUCGAUGCUGUCAAGCUCAUCGCCUCUUACAACCUCGGUCGCGCCAACGAGGCGGCUGACAAUGUCGACGCGGCUCGCGAAGCCUACCAGUCGCUUCUGCACGCUCAUCCCGAGUACACCGACGCGAAGGUCCGUCUUGCUAUCCUCAACGUUGCCAAUACACCCGUGGCGAUGACAAGGGGCUCUGACGCCGUUGCCAAGGCCAAAGCGCUCCGUGACGCUACCAACACACUGUUGAAGGAGGCGCUCGACUCGGACCCGGGCAAUCUAGACACGCGAUCCACGUACGUCUGCUUCCUCGCCGGCGAGUUCCCGGGCAGCCCCACACCUUCGUGGAGUGCGAUCAAGGAGUUUACAGCUCAACUCUUUGCGGGUGCCACUGAGGCCAAGUUGCAAGCUGCAUUUGGAGGCGCGGCGGCCGCCAAGGCAGCCGCUGAGAGCGGCCGUCGCGAUGCUCACACGCUCGCUUCGCUCGGCUGGGCCUAUUAUCAGCUCGCUGUCCACGCCACCGGACCCAGCGCCAAGGCAGAACGCAGCAAAAACAUGAUGCGCGCCACCGAUCUCAUGGACAAGGCGCUGGGUGUGGAUGCACGCUGUGCGUUUGCUGCGCAAGGUAUGGCCAUCUUGCUGGCCGAAGAUGCCUUUGCUGAAACAGCAGGUGGCACCUCGCUUACGCUCCCGACCAUUGGAGGCGCGCCCGAUGAGCGAAGGAAGCAGAACGCCGACGAGGCGCUUGCCAUCCUGUCAAAGCUGCGCGAGCUCAAGGACGAGGGCAGCGUGCACGUGUGCAUCGGCCACGUGCUCAUGCAGAAGGACGAGUUUGAGCGUGCGCACAAGUCGUACGAGCUGGCGUCGAAGCGUUUCUACCAUGGUGCUAAUGCGGCCGUGAUCCAGUACGUGGCGAGGGCCGAAUAUGCCGUUGGCAUGAAGACCAAGUCGUUUGCCAGCCUGCAGAGCUCCCUGGCGCAUCUUGAGGAAGCUCGCGAGCUGGUGAUCAAGGAGCGUGGACCUGAACACCCGGAAUGCCGCCAGAUCGAGUACAACUAUGCGGUGACGGCGCAGAAAGGUCUGCAGAUGCUGUUCGAUCUGCAAAAGGAUCGCAAGACCGCUCAAGCGCUUCGCGACGCCAUUGCUGCCGUCGAACGUGUGCAGCCGUUGCUUGUUGCGCCUGUCGAUACCGGUUCGCCGCAGCAGACGCCGCUGGGCAAAGAGGGUGCGCUGCUCGAAGCGGCAAAGCGCGGACAGCUGCUGUGGAUGUCGCCGGAUGUGGUGGAGCAGCGAGGCAAGUACGGAGCCUCUUCUCUGCUCCAGCGUGCCACGCAGGCGCUUGCCGACCAGGAGAGCUACGAGGCCGAGGUGCUGCAGCAGAAGGAAGCUGUUGCAGCCGCACGACGGGAGAAGGAACUGCUGCGCGAACAGGAACGCAUCCGCAAGGAGGAAGAGUACCGCGCACAGAUCGAGCAGAUGGCCGAGAAGCGUAAAGCGCUGCGCGAGGAAGCGGCCAAGAUCGAGUAUCUCCGUGAGGCCACGCCGGAGAAGGAGCCUAGAAGGCGAGCUAAGCGCGAAGACGUUACGUCCGGCGAAGAGGAUGCGCCGGACGCGACGGCUGAAAAGGGCAAGAAGCGCAAGCGCAGUGCGGGCAAGAAGAAGAAGGGGGCUAAGAAGAAUCUCGACAUUGUCGACAGCGACGACAAUGACGAUAGCGACGACGAGGGGUUGUUUGGCGGAGGAGCCGGGAGUGGCAGUGAGAGCAGCGAUGGCAACGACGACGAGGACGGCGAUGACGAGAUCAUCCGCAACGGCGCCAAGCUGCUCGCUGAAGAAGGAGGCGAUGACAGCGGGGCUACUCGCAGCGGCAAGUCGUCCAAGCUAUCGAAGCUGGCCAAAUCCAAAUCGAAGCGGAAGUCAUCGUCUUCGAAAACGGACAAGAAGAAGCGCAAGAGUCUCAAGAAGGCCAAAGUACGCGAUAGCGACGAUGAUGACGAUGAUGACCAGGACGACGCGGUCAACGAGGACGACAGCGAUGCCGACGUCGGAAAGGUGAGGAAGAGCAGGAAGGGCGUGUUUGACGAGAGCAGCGACGAGGACGAGGCGGCUGAGAAGAAGGCCAAGUCAUCCUCGUCGUCGGGUCAGAAGAGGACGAAAAAGGCGCGUGUUACCAACGACAUGAUCGACAGUGACGAGGAAAUGGCGCUUCUUGACAUGGAGUAA
Molecule: messenger RNA, 4368 nt
Organism: Sporisorium graminicola
Lineage: Eukaryota; Fungi; Basidiomycota; Ustilaginomycetes; Ustilaginales; Ustilaginaceae
Exons: 1
Coding region: 1-4368 (1455 amino acids)
Biological process (GO): regulation of DNA-templated transcription
Cellular component (GO): Cdc73/Paf1 complex
Molecular function (GO): RNA polymerase II complex binding
Source: RefSeq, a predicted model, not a curated record